Molecule: messenger RNA, 844 nt
Organism: Eruca vesicaria subsp. sativa (arugula)
Lineage: Eukaryota; Viridiplantae; Streptophyta; Magnoliopsida; Brassicales; Brassicaceae
Source: the annotation of a GenBank genome assembly
AUGGUGCUAAAGGUGUACGGACCUCACUUUGCCUCACCGAAGAGAGCUCUGGUAACGCUCAUCGAGAAGGGCGUCGCCUUCGAGACCGUCCCCGUCGAUCUCAUGAAAGGAGAACAUAAACAGCCUGCUUAUCUCGCCUUACAGCCUUUUGGUACAGUCCCUGCUGUUGUAGACGGCGACUACAAAAUCUUCGAGUCACGUGCCGUCAUGAGGUACGUUGCUGAGAAGUACCGGUCACAAGGACCUGACCUUUUGGGUAAAACCGUAGAAGAAAGAGGACAAGUAGAGCAGUGGCUCGACGUGGAGGCGACUACUUACAACCCACCGCUACUGAACCUGACACUUCACAUAAUGUUCGCAUCAGUCAUGGGAUUCCCGUCUGAUGAGAAACUGAUCAAGGAGAGCGAAGAGAAGCUCUCGGCUGUUCUCGAUGUGUACGAGGCACAUCUUUCGAAGAGCAAGUACUUGGCCGGUGAUUUCGUGAGCUUGGCUGAUUUGGCUCACCUCCCGUUCACUGAUUACUUGGUGGGUCCGAUUGGAAAAGCUUACAUGAUCAAAGACAGGAAGCACGUGAGCGCGUGGUGGAACGAUAUCAGCAGCCGUCCUGCGUGGAAGGAGACUCUUGAAAAGUAUUCAUUCCCUGCUUAAGAACAUGAUGUUCUUGUUGUUGUUGGUGUUGUUAAUUAUGUGAGGUUAAUAAAAACAGUGGAACUGUAUGUCUCCUCUUAUGUUAUCUUACCACUCUCUUUUGUAACUCAGAACUCUUUGUGUGGUUGAGUAAGGUUUUUUAAUUAGAGGAACUUAAUUAUCACGCUUCCAUUAAGGAUCAUUAUAAAGGUUUGCA